GUUAAAGCUGUUACUUUCACAGCUUCUUGGGAGUGAGUGCUUUCUCAAGCCCGUCUUGCAAGGUGGGUCCUUUUUUGUUUUUGGCAGAAGGGAGAGGACAGUGAAAUGUGCUCUGAGUAGGGACGGUUAUGCAAAAGCAAGUAGGAGGAGGAAGCCAAGAGGGGAGUUGGUGAGUCAGAGGAGAAAAGCGCACGGCCCGGCUAGCAGUGAGCCUCUCAAAAGCAGCAGGGAAGCCCAAGCCACAAGGUCUGCCACUUUAGCACAAUGCUACUGCCUAAAAAAAUGAAGCUCCUGCUAUUUCUGGUUUUCCAGACGGCCAUCUUGGCUCUAUUCUUCUACAUGUACAGCCACAACAUCAGCUCCCUGUCUAUGAAGGCACAGCCCAAGCGCAUGCACGUGCACGUGCUGGUUCUGUCUUCCUGGCGCUCUGGCUCCUCUUUUGUGGGGCAGCUUUUUGGGCAGCACCCAGAUGUCUUCUACCUGAUGGAGCCCGCCUGGCAUGUGUGGAUGACCUUCAAGCAGAGCACCGCCUGGACGCUUCACAUGGCGGUGCGGGAUCUGAUACGGGCCGUGUUCUUGUGUGACAUGAGCGUCUUUGAUGCCUACAUGGAACCUGGUCCCCGGAGACAGUCCAGCCUCUUCCAGUGGGAGACCAGCCGGGCCCUGUGUUCCGCACCUGCCUGUGACAUCAUCCCACGAGAAGAAAUCAUCCCCCAGGCUCAAUGCAGGCUCCUGUGCAGUCAACAGCCCUUUGAGGUGGUAGAGAAGGCCUGCCACUCCUACAGCCACGUGGUGCUCAAGGAGGUGCGCUUCUUCAACCUGCAGUCCCUCUACCCGCUGCUGAAAGACCCUUCCCUCAACCUGCACAUCGUGCACCUGGUCCGGGACCCCCGGGCCGUGUUCCGUUCCCGAGAACACACAAAGGGAGAUCUCAUGAUUGACAGUCGCAUUGUGAUGGGGCAGCAUAAGCACAAACUCAACAAGGAGGAACAACCCUACUAUGUGAUGCAGGUCAUCUGCCAAAGCCAACUGGAGAUCUACAAGACCAUCCAGUCCUUGCCCAAGGCCCUGCAGGAACGCUACCUGCUUGUGCGCUAUGAGGACCUGGUCCGAGCCCCUGUGGCCCAGACUUCCCGAAUGUAUGAAUUCGUGGGGUUGGAAUUCUUGCCCCAUCUUCAGACCUGGGUGCUUAACAUCACCCAAGGCAAGGGCCUGGGUGACCAUGCCUUCCAAACAAAUGCCAGGAAUGCCCUAAAUGUCUCCCAGGCUUGGCGCUGGUCUUUGCCCUAUGAAAAGGUUUCUCGACUUCAGAAAGCCUGUGGCAAUGCCAUGAAUUUGCUGGGCUACCACCACGUCAGAUCUGAACAAGAACAGAGAAACCUGUUGCUGGAUCUUCUGUCUACCUGGACUGUCCCUGAGCAAAACCACUAA
Rhinopithecus roxellana (golden snub-nosed monkey) is the source of this 1431-nucleotide messenger RNA. RefSeq names its product carbohydrate sulfotransferase 4 (gene CHST4). Gene Ontology annotation, cellular component: Golgi membrane. Gene Ontology annotation, biological process: N-acetylglucosamine metabolic process; carbohydrate metabolic process; protein sulfation. The transcript has 2 exons. NCBI's taxonomy places the organism in Eukaryota, Metazoa, Chordata, Mammalia, Primates, Cercopithecidae. The record is from RefSeq and is a predicted model, not a curated record. The coding region runs from base 265 to 1431 and encodes 388 amino acids. Gene Ontology annotation, molecular function: N-acetylglucosamine 6-O-sulfotransferase activity.